AUGGCCCCCGCUAUCACAGAGACAGCUCCCGCUGCGCAACCCGCCUCCCUCACUACCCCUCCUCCCACCCAUCCCGAUAGACUGUAUGUCAACUACAGCACGAAACAAUUCGGCAGCGGUGCCAUUUCCCUAAUCGACCUGCCCGCAGGCGCCCUCUUCGCCAAGAUCACCACAGCCACGCCAGCAAAGAAAGCGUACACAUCGGUGCAAACAGGACCCAACUCGCACAUCGAGCUGAACUCGGACCUGGUCUUCUGCAACCAUUCCUGCGACCCUUCUCUCGUUUUCGACAUGGGCAAGAUGGAAGUGCGUGUUGUGGACAACCGGCCGUUGAAAAAAGGUGACGCCCUCACAUUCUUCUACCCGAGCUCGGAAUGGGAGAUGGAUCAGCCCUUCAACUGCAACUGCGGCGCUGGGGACAAGGUCUGCAGAGGAUGGAUUUCCGGUGCCAAGAACAUGUCCAAGGAGGAAUUGCAGGGAUACUGGCUGAAUGACCACAUUGUGGCUUUGUUGAAGGAGCGGAAGUGA
Molecule: messenger RNA, 528 nt
Organism: Monascus purpureus
Lineage: Eukaryota; Fungi; Ascomycota; Eurotiomycetes; Eurotiales; Aspergillaceae
Source: the annotation of a GenBank genome assembly